Molecule: messenger RNA, 546 nt
Organism: Hibiscus syriacus
Lineage: Eukaryota; Viridiplantae; Streptophyta; Magnoliopsida; Malvales; Malvaceae
Exons: 1
Coding region: 1-546 (181 amino acids)
Source: RefSeq, a predicted model, not a curated record
AUGCCUCCUUUGAACUUGGCAAAGAAGCUAAAACCAGCCAGAAAGGCCUGGAGGAGCUUCACCAUCAAAGUGAAGUCGAAACUCGAAACCUUCGACGUCUUGAAUUCUAUCAAAUCGACGACGACUCGUCUCCUCGAGUUCUGCUCGUUCCAUCUCUUUGCUCCAUUCAAGAAACGGUUCCUUUCAAGCCGACUUCGACGGUUCAACUACGACUACCUCUACACUUACCAAAACCAGCCCAGGAAUCGGAAAGUUAUAUACAUAGACCAGCUCUACGGUGAGCCUAUGUCAAUGCAAUUGCAAGGAAAGCACAAGGAACCACCGCAGGAGGCGGAGACGAGCAGACGAAGCGGAGAAGUAGUGGAAGAGAGUAGAGGUGUGUAUAGUAUUGAAGAUGCAUGGAAAGCUGUGGUUGCGAAAUCACCACAUUUAAGGGGAGUGGAUGAACGAGCCGAUGAGUUCAUAUACAAGUUUCGAGAAGAGAGGAAGCUGGAGAAGGAACGAAGUGAUCUCGAUUUCCAGGAGAUGUUGGCUCGAAGUGCAUGA